GAACUCCUCGAAAAUGGGAGAUUGAUUAAUUACGUAAGCUCAUGCGUAUGAUGUUUGAAACCUUUGCACGUUCAAACAUAUUAUACAAAGUGCUUUUGGACUAUUUAUUUUAUCUGAAAAGGACAAUAAUUCAAACCACCUCAAUAAAAUAAUUCAUCGAUACUUUACUAUUCAAUUAAGAACACUAAAUGGAGCGAAAAAUUCAACCCACAAACUGUAAUUUCUAAAACCACUUGUGGUUGGAUUUUUCGUACCCUUUGAUUCUUGAACCCCAAGAAAAAAAAUCACUACAAAAGUGAUUUUCUUCCCUCAAUUCUUGAACUUGAGCGAAUCCUCCAUUGAAGAAGAAGAUGGAAGAAUUGAAACUCCAUGGAACUUGGCCAAGCCCUUUCAGUUACAGAGUCAUUUGGGCUUUGGCACUCAAAGGCAUUCCCUACGAAUACAUUGAAGAAGAUCUCUCCAACAAAUCUUCUCUCCUUUUGCAAUACAAUCCCGUUCAUAAGAAGAUUCCAGUCCUCGUCCAUGCCGGAAACCCUAUCUGUGAAUCCAUUAUCAUUCUCGAAUAUAUCGAAGAAACGUGGCCGCAAAAUCCCCUGCUGCCUUCCGAUCCUUACGAGAGAGCCACUGCUCGAUUCUGGAUCAAAUUCAUAGACGAUAAGGGCACGGUGGUUUUUAAGAUAUUUCGUGCGAAGAAUGAGGAAGAACGGGAAGAAGCGAAGAAACAGAGCUUAGAGAUGCUGAGAACCGUCGAGCAAUGGGGAUUCGGCGGCGGAGAGAGGAAAUUCUUCGGAGGAGAUGAGAUCGGAAUGGCGGAUUUGGCGUUCGGCGCGAUUGCGUAUUGGUUGGGAAUGAUUGAGAAAGUGACGGGAGUGAAAUUGUUGGACGUCGGCGAGUUCCCUCAGGUGUAUGGUUGGAUUGAAAGGUUCAGGGAAGCGCCGGUGAUCAGAGAUAAUCUUCCGGACUGGAACCUCAUGGUGGAAACUUUCCGGCGCCGGAGGGAGCAACUGUUGGAAUCUCCGAAAACAUAAAACUCUUAAAACAUAUAAUUUUAUUUCUUCGUCUGACUUUAAAUAAAAAUGAACCUACGAGAAAAGCUAAUUUGGCAAAUUUUUAAAGAGGGUUGAAGAUGAGAAGUCUGUUGAUUAUAAUAGUUUAGGUUUGGAACGCAGACUAUUCAUUCUAUUAUAACUAUUUAAUUCUUAUCGAUUUUAAUGAAAUUAAAUAUCACAAUUUUAUUAA
This is a messenger RNA of Cucumis melo (muskmelon), 1239 nucleotides long. Its product is annotated as probable glutathione S-transferase. Lineage: Eukaryota; Viridiplantae; Streptophyta; Magnoliopsida; Cucurbitales; Cucurbitaceae. The coding region runs from base 351 to 1028 and encodes 225 amino acids. The record is from RefSeq and is a predicted model, not a curated record. Gene Ontology annotation, molecular function: glutathione transferase activity. Gene Ontology annotation, cellular component: cytoplasm. Gene Ontology annotation, biological process: glutathione metabolic process. The transcript is spliced from 2 exons.